Ectocarpus sp. CCAP 1310/34 is the source of this 3007-nucleotide messenger RNA. The record is from the annotation of a GenBank genome assembly. Lineage: Eukaryota; Phaeophyceae; Ectocarpales; Ectocarpaceae.
CCACUCAGCUGCUCAGGAGCCUUGUCUUCACCGACCAGAGAACGAAGAGUAAUUGCCGAAGAGAGAGAGGGAGAGACACCAGAAAUUCUGAAUUGGUUGCCGUAGUGCGUGGAGGCUGGCUGUGUCGUCGGCGUAGCCCUGGUCUUGCUUCCUCGGCCACCGACAUGUCGGGGAUGCAAGUGUCCACGUUUCAUGGCGUCAAGAUCUACAACCUCUCGUCAGGGAAAACCUUGCCGCAAUGGCUCUCCGAGAAGAAGCGGCGCUCCCUGUCGAAGGACGUAGAGUACCGAAGGAGGAUCGAGCUGCUGCAGGACUUCGACUUCCCGACGGCCUCUCAGAAGGUCUGCGUGUCGCCGGACGCGCAGUACGUUAUCGUCGCGGGCACGUACCCGCCGCAGAUCAAGGUAUUCGAGGUGGCCGACCUGUCGAUGAAGUUCGAGCGCCACCUCGACUGCGAAGCGGUAGACUUCAUGCCGCUGGCCGAGGGCUACGAGAAGCUCGCGUUCCUAUUGGCCGACAGGACGCUGGCAUUUCAUGCGGGCUACGGCAAGCACCACUCCGUCCGGAUACCCCGCUUCGGCAGGUCGCUGGCGUACCAGAGGGAAACCUGCGAUAUGAUGGUGGGGUGUGGCGACGGUGAGAUUCACCGAUUUAACCUGGACCAGGGGAGGUUCCGUACUGCCAUGACGUUGCCUUCAGGGUCUGCUUCGUCUCAGUGGAACCCGGCGGCUGGGAUCAACAAGAUCGAGCUCUGCGUAGUGCACCAGCUCUUGGCGGCCGGCACCGACGACGGCUUCGUGCACUUGUGGGACUCGCGGCAGGGCCAGUCGGGCGGGGGGCGCGCGGUGGCGAGCCUGGACCUCAGGGACUCGGUGGACGCGGCCGCCGUUACGGCCGCGGAGCAGACGCUGGGAGGGUUCCAGGUUUCUACCGUGGCUUUUGAUACCGACGGGCUCACGAUGGGAGUGGGCACGAGCUCGGCUCAUUGCCUGACUUUCGACCUGCGGUCUUCCAGGCCGACCUUUGUGAAGGAGCACCAGUACGGCCUCCCGAUCACCGGGAUCAAGUUCCACCAGGGCACAGAGAGGCGAGUGCUGAGCUCGGACGCGAAGACCGUGAAGAUCUGGAACAGGGACGAUGGGGCGGUGGUGACCAACGUAGAGACACCGGCGGAUAUCAACGACGUCUGCGUGGCGCACGACGCAAGGGGCGACUCGGGGCUCCUGCUAAUGGCGACGGAGCAGUCCCGGGUCCUCUCGUACUACGUCCCCGCGCUCGGACCGGCCCCGCGGUGGUGCUCCUUCCUGGACGUGCUCACGGAGGAGCUGGAGGAGGAGCAGGAGGCGUCCGUCUACGAGGACUACAAGGGCUACAUGCACGGCUACUUCAUGGACAUGAAGCUGUACACAAGGCUCAAAGCGGUUUCGGAGCCGUUCGCGUACGAGGAGUACCGCAAGAAGAAGAUUAAGGAGAAGAUGGAAGAGAAGACCAAGAGCAGGAUAUCCAUCCGGACUAACCUUCCCAAGGUCAACCGGGCGAUGGCAGAGCGACUCCUGGACAAAGCGGAGUCGGGGGACAAGAAGAGGAAGGCCAAGCUGGAAGGCGAGGAGGGAGGCGGCGGCGGCGGCGGUGUUGCUGUCUCGAGCAGUAACCCCCUCGGCGACGACCGUUUCGGGGCGAUGUUCGAGUCGGCGGAGUUCGAGGUGGACCCGGAGAGCGAGGAGUACGCCAGGGCCCACCCCACUUCGGUCAUCGCGAACAAGAUGAGACAGAAGACGGAAGACGAGGCAGAGUCCGAGGACGACGCGAUCGAGGACCGGUUCACCAAGGUCGGCGGCAUCAACAAGGGGGCGUCCAGCAGGCAUGGCCGCCCCCUUGCCCGGAGCGACUCGGACGCCGGGUCGUCGUCGUCGGAUGACAGCUUCAGCGAAGAGGAAGGGGGGGAUAGGGCAGCGGGGUCGGAUUCCGAUGGUCCGGCUACGGGCCGCGCCGGGAAGGUUAGGAAGAAGGGCGACGUGGUCCCGCGGAAGAAACGAGGUCGCGACGGAAAAACAACGAAGGGAGGGAAGCAGAGCCGUGCCAAGCCGGGCUUCUACGAGCUCAACGAUGAAGAGGACGCCGCCACGGCGGCGGUGGGGCUGGGGGGCUCGAGAGACAAGCAGGCGCAGGCGCAAAGGCGGAGGGUACGAGCCAUCCCGCUGGAAGAGCGGAUCAGCGAGGCCGCGAGAAGCGAGGGAGCAAUUGUCGACGACCGCGUCAUACGCACCAACGCGGGAGUUGUUAGAGAGUUCUCCUACGCGCCGGCCAAGGGUCGGGGGAGGGGGAAGGGGAAGAGGGAAGUCGACGGAGGGGGGGUGGCGGUGGAAGGGCUCGCGGGCGCGGGAGAGGGAGAGGGUGAUGAAAAAACGAGCGAGAGCCGCGGUCUGCAGGUAGAGGUCUCCUUUGUAUCAUAGAUCGAGCAAAUCGUUUGCUUUGGAUGCACCGACGAGUGGUGUCGUGUCGAUGUUUUAGUCGAAGAUUUGUAUGUGGUUGCGGUGAACGCCUUCUGAACACAUCUUCGUUCCUUUCGCGGGAUGGUUUCAGUAGAUGCCCGAUUGGCACUUGGUUUGGAAUUUUUGCGCGUUUAAUCAAUUUCAGUUAGAGCGCAUGUCAAAAAGAUAUUGCUCCACCGGUGGGGUAUACAAUUUGUAGUCGUUAGCAGCAUCGAAAGUGUUGAGCGAUUUCCCGAGGGAGCGGCAUGUCGUGGCGUUAGGGUACGAUACCAUCAGGGCAGACAUGCAUUUCUUGUCGACUGCACGGCAAAUCUGCGGUAGAAUCAUAAAGAAGCAGCAAGCAGUGAUUGAUGUGCGUUCAGCUGGCGCCUCGCCUCUUUUUGUGCCUGGGAGUGAGCCAUGAUAGCGAGCGACUGAGAGAGGACGGACGAAAAGGAAACGGAUGAACUCCAACGGAUCCGCUACCCUGCACGUGGCAGUAGGAUUCGCUUCACCCUGAGACCAUCUCACAUCCG